Messenger RNA from Teleopsis dalmanni, 666 nucleotides. RefSeq lists its product as uncharacterized. Bases 1 to 666 code for a protein of 221 amino acids. The transcript has a single exon. The record is from RefSeq and is a predicted model, not a curated record. NCBI's taxonomy places the organism in Eukaryota, Metazoa, Arthropoda, Insecta, Diptera, Diopsidae.
AUGAAUGCGGAACAGUUUAAUUUGUUGUUGCAAGCUGUGCAAAAAUCAAAUAACGCUUUGCUUGAGGAGCUUCGUUUGUCGCGGACACUACAACAAAUUGAUACGCCUUCUUCAACUACAGAAGCAGUUUCGUCAACAUUUAGGAAUCUAUCUGACUCAAUGCUAGAGUUUUGCAAUGAUCCUGAAAAUAAAGUCACAUUUGAAUCAUGGUACAAGCGUUAUAAAUCAGUUUUCGCUAUAGAAGCAGCACAUCUCACUGAGCCAAUUACGGUUCGAUUGCUCACUAGCAAAUUAAAAAAUUUGGAUUUCGAGCAAUAUGCAAACUCAAUCUUACCAAAGGAACCCCAUGAGCUUACACUCAUGCAAACGGUUGCCAAACUCUCGUCUAUUUUCGGAUAUCGCCAAUCAAAAUUUUCUCAGCGCCAAAAAUGUUUUACAAUUUCAAAACAGGAUUAUGAAGACUUUGCUCAGUAUGCUGCUCGCGUCAACAAACAUUGUGAAAAAUUUGACAUCGUUAAUUGCACUCCCGAUGAGUUUAAAGUACAAAUAUUUGUCAAUGGCUUGAAGAGUUCACAUGAUUCGUUAAUACUCGAGAAACUCCUUGCAAGACUCGACAAUGAAUCAACACAAAAACAUCCACGCAAAAGGAUGCCUUCAUGCACUUAA